Molecule: messenger RNA, 2319 nt
Organism: Penicillium argentinense
Lineage: Eukaryota; Fungi; Ascomycota; Eurotiomycetes; Eurotiales; Aspergillaceae
Product: fungal specific transcription factor domain-containing protein
Exons: 6
Coding region: 1-2319 (772 amino acids)
Biological process (GO): positive regulation of transcription from RNA polymerase II promoter by galactose
Cellular component (GO): nucleus
Molecular function (GO): DNA-binding transcription factor activity, RNA polymerase II-specific; RNA polymerase II cis-regulatory region sequence-specific DNA binding
Source: RefSeq, a predicted model, not a curated record
AUGGAACCACGCGGCUUCAAGAGAGCAGGACCUUCGACCACCACAGAUUCAAGCAAGCGACGAGCGCCAUAUCCUGCCGGCGACGGAAAGGCAGAUGUGACGGCCAGCAACCAUGCGGGUACUGCGGUAACCGGAGCCAGCUCUGCACCUACGAGCAAGACACUAGGAUUUUUCGAUAUCCAGGGCGGCAGACAACAUCGCAAGAGAAGGAUAUCGGUCGGGCGCAAGACCAAGCGCAUUUGUCCCGGGCCUUCUCUUACCGGGCAAGUUGCAAGUCUCCGUGUCCAGCUAAACAAUGUCAAGCCCAUGGCAAAAGCCAUCAAUGAACCGAAUAGCAGCACUGGCUACGCAUCUACAAAUGCCCUGCUUUCAGUUGAGAAUCGUUGCUCCGAUGGUGAAUCGAUGGGCGUACCAAACAGGCAAGAUCAGGCAGGUCGAGACGGAUCUAAAUCAAACAGGACCAACCAAGUAUUCUACGGACCAACAAGCGCGGACUACAGCAUGAAUCUGGUGCGGAUGAAAUUGCGAGAGCGAAGUAUCCUCACACCCUUACACCGCCGCCCGAUGCUGUCAAGUUUUGAAGAAGGCACCACCUCGUCAACCAGCCAUUGGCAACCAACACGGCAUAGUGACAGACACCAGUUAUUGCAGUUCCGGGCCUGCCUGACGUUGCAAGACGCCAAAGACGCCUUAUCCACGUACCACGAGGUUGUGGGAGCUUUGCAUCCAUUCGUCGAAUCUGAACGCAUGGAAAAGCAGUUGGACGUCUGGUACUCUUACGAUUCGAGCCACUUUACCGGCGGACACAACCAGCCGGAUGAUGAUGAUCUUAUAAUCUUGGUUCUGAUGCUAGCAAUAGCAGCACAGGCCCAAGUGGAUACGACCCAGGCAAAACUGGCGGUAGUUAUGCAUUCUAGCGUUCAGCACGCGGCCAAUGCAACGGCCACGUCCGGCACAGCAAGCAUGAAAAAAGCCAUCAUCGUCUUACUACUGGGUUACUAUUACUUUUGCUACGAUCUGCCACGACUUGCGUUAAGGAUGUGUGGCACAGCUGGGCGUAUAUUGUUGGAGCUCGGAUUUCACAACGGCGAUGUUCUAGAUGAAGUUCUUCAUUCCGACGGCGAGCGCAAGGCUGUCUGCGUAAUGAUGGCCUCCAUCAUUAUACUUGAUCGCCAAUGGAGCGCAAUGACUGGCCUGCCGGCAAACUUCCCAAAUGCCACAUUCAAUCCGACACCUACCUACCUGAUUGACGCACCUUACACGAACGCAAUGUACAAGCUCGUCUUGAUCAGCGACAGGUUCAACGAGCCUAUAAUGCUUGCAGCCAGAGGUAACAGCCAUAUCGACGAUGACGCCAUUGAGCUCCUGGUCUUCCAAAUCCAACGGUGGGAGCAAAGCUUCGUCGGGGACGAGAUCCUCCGCGACAGAGAAUCUUCAAUUUCAAAUCCGGCGGCCGUCCCUCCUCCUUGGGCGCUGCUAGUGGUUUUCCGAGCUGCGUCCCUACGAAGUCUCCUACUCCGGCCAUAUUUCUUCCCAACAUCCCAUAUCCAGGGAAGCAGAAAACAUAUACUCCCAGCCCUAGCGCUGGCUUCUCAUGUCAUGGAUGCUCUCACUACGUUAGAUCUCACCACAACUAUCUACCGCAACCAACGGCCGUACUACCAAUACAUAUUGGCAUCCAUUUGCGCCCUCAUGUUCCUUGUCACAGCCUAUGUUGAAGAGCAUCGACAAGCUCUCUCUCAGUAUCUGCCGCCUGACUAUGAUGAUCAAAUUCUUUAUUGCUUCCGGCUAGCGAAAGGGUUAACUGAAAAAUAUGCAGGUGUAUCCAAGGCAGCGCAUACUCUGUGGAGGAGAAUUCGAGAACUCUGUAAUGCAAUGGAGAGCUACGGCUCACAGAGCAGCGCCGAAACGGGGGGCCCGUUGGCAACCGCCCCUGCCAACACUGGGUCCACGACUGUACACCCUCCUUUGACCUCCCAGCAAUCACAGUCUCCAGCUUGUCCACAGGCUCAAGAACAGCCCCAGACAGUCAUGCAAGACUUUCCUUUCCGGUUUGAUCCUUGGUAUUUCGGCGGCAGCUUAGAUAUGGAUUUCACAGUCGAUGGUGACAACGGCGUUUUGCAAAGCUCACAAGCUUGCGGACUGGCGGGAUGGCCAUAUAAUUCAAGAUUUUUGACGGCUAUGGAGUUCAUCUAUACGGGGUACGUCUCUGCUCGCAACGGGAUUGUGGUCGAAGUCGCUCGUGGUCAGCCAGAUGGACCAUAUGAACAGGUCAUCCCAAUAAUUUCUCGCCCGCAACACACCCUUGUACGGGACUGA